This is a messenger RNA of Microcebus murinus (gray mouse lemur), 950 nucleotides long. RefSeq names its product RNA polymerase II subunit D (gene POLR2D). Lineage: Eukaryota; Metazoa; Chordata; Mammalia; Primates; Cheirogaleidae. Gene Ontology annotation, biological process: DNA-templated transcription initiation. The record is from RefSeq and is a predicted model, not a curated record. Gene Ontology annotation, cellular component: RNA polymerase complex. Gene Ontology annotation, molecular function: nucleotide binding.
CGCGUUUCCGCUUCCGGCGGUGGCAGCGGUGGCGCGCGGCGCAGCCAUGGCUGCUGGUGGCAGCGAUCCUCGGGCCGGCGACGUAGAAGAGGACGCCUCGCAACUCAUCUUUCCCAAAGAGUUUGAAACAGCUGAAACACUUCUAAAUUCAGAAGUUCAUAUGCUUCUGGAGCAUCGAAAGCAGCAAAAUGAGAGUGCAGAGGAUGAACAGGAGCUCUCGGAGGUCUUCAUGAAAACAUUAAACUACACAUCCCGUUUCAGUCGUUUCAAAAACAGAGAGACCAUUGCCAGUGUUCGGAGCUUACUGCUCCAGAAAAAGCUUCAUAAGUUUGAGUUGGCCUGUUUGGCCAACCUUUGCCCAGAGACUGCUGAGGAGUCCAAGGCUCUGAUCCCAAGCCUGGAGGGGCGGUUUGAAGACGAGGAGCUGCAGCAGAUUCUUGAUGAUAUCCAGACAAAGCGCAGCUUUCAAUAUUAAUCUCCAGACAUCACUCUGCUGCUUGGGAGGACCAUGUGCCCAGCACAGCACCACCUUCCCAGGGUCUGUGUCUGACUUGCACAGAAAUUCUAUUGCAGAAGACAGUUGGGCUUCUUUGGAGAGAACAGCUCAGCUGGUGUUGGCUUACAUUGCUGUUUUAAAUGACUGUUAGGCCAUCAUGACACAUAAUCUUGGAGCAGCCGUAUAGCUGCUGCCUGUGGCUUCCUGAAUGUGCUUCUGGGAAGAGUAAAGGGCGGGGGGGGGGAUGUGCAUAAGCCACACUGUUGACUGUCUCAUCUUGUGGUUUUGGGCCCCCGCAUCAUUUUUUUAUUCUUAAUACUUCAUGUUUUAAUUUCAAUGUGUUUAUACUUUUUGAAACUAGACCAGAACUUAGUAAACUUAUGUAUGGAAAGAACAGUUUUACCUAGAUCCCGAAGGAAGAAUUAAACUGGUGUCAUUAUUUGAAAUUCUUAAA